Psylliodes chrysocephalus is the source of this 1610-nucleotide messenger RNA. Lineage: Eukaryota; Metazoa; Arthropoda; Insecta; Coleoptera; Chrysomelidae. The record is from the annotation of a GenBank genome assembly.
CGUCAAAUUUGUUUCAACAAUGUUUUGCUAAUAAUGAAUCGUGUUAUAUUUUACCUGUUAUUUUGAAUUGUUCCACUUGGUGAUUUGUAGAAUAAUUCAACAUUCGCGUCAUAUGAUGUCGUUAAAUGUUAGUUGAUUGUUAAAAAUUGUUUCAUUCAAGUUUAAAUGUUGUUAUUGACCUGAUUCGUGAAUUUUUACACUCACUUUGCAAGAAUUCUCUAGUAGUUUAAAGUUUCGCUAAUUGGAAGACUUGUGAUGUAUUUGCUGCAAAUUUCUUUAAUAAUAUAUUUCGAAAGAAGUUGAUUUUCGACAUUAUGGAGAACAGUUCAUGAGGAACAAAAAACAAACAUGAAUGAUACUCAGUCAACAGAAGUUAUAGUAAAUGAUAAUGAAAAGGAUAGCGUACCAAACGAAACAAAAAAAUCAAAAAAUGGUUUAAAACAUAUCCUGAAUCUUCCGAAAGCACAAAGAACCUAUUUAACAUCAUCGUUAGUAUUUGCUGCAUUUACAUCAUUUUUUGCUUGGGCCACGUAUUACUAUAUUCAAGAAACUGAUAGCGGAUGGGAACCCUUAAGGGCUACAACAUGUAAUGGUUAUGGGUUUCUAUUAAUAUUAUAUUGCUUUUUUAUUUUUGGAUAUAUUAAUGUAUAUAUUUUAAAACCAAUAGUAUAUCCAGCUUAUAAGAGUUUUCACGAGCCCACAGUUUCUAAAAUAAAGCAAUCAAUAAAAGAGAGGCCUAAGCUAGUAAAUGUAACCAGGAAUGCCGACAAGAUAUUUUACAUAGUUUUUCUAGUUGUAAUUGUCAUAUAUUUAGUUGUAGAUACAAGUGAUAACAGACAUAGACUUGUACCACUUUCAGGUCUGAUUGUAUUUUUGUUAAUUGGAUAUAUUGUAUCCAAUAAUAAAUCUGAGAUAAAUUGGAGGACAGUAAUCUGGGGUACAAUACUGCAGUUUAUUUUUGGUUUACUGACUAUCAGAUGGGAAGUUGGACGAAAUAUUUUAGACUGCGUUGGUGAUAAGGUCAACAUACUUCUUGGAUAUGCCUUCAAAGCCGCCGAAUUCCCUUAUGGAUCGAACCUAGUUGCAACUCAGCAAGUGUUUGCAUUCAAGAGUUUGUCAACGGUUUUCUUCAUUAGUUUUCUUGUAAAUAUUUUAUACUAUUAUGGAAUAAUGCAAAAAGUUGUUGGAAGUAUUGGAGCAUUCUUGCAAUGGAUAAUGGGCACAUCUAUAUGUGAAAGUGUAAACAGUGCUGCCAAUAUAUUUUUAGGAAUGACUGAAGCACCUCUUCUUUUAUCUCCGUAUUUAAAAAAUCUUACUGAUUCAGAAAUUCACUCCAUUAUGACAUCCGGAUUUGCAACAGUGGCAGGAUCAGUCAUGGCUGGUUAUAUUUCUUACGGAGCAAGAGCACAAGAUUUAAUAACUGCUAGUAUAAUGUCUGCCCCUGCAGCGCUGUGUUUUAGUAAAUUAAUGUACCCGGAAACUGAAGAAGUCGUAAUGCAUAAAGAAAAUAUCGAAGAAGUUGAAAUGUAGGUACAUAAGUAUACAGAUAUAGAAUUUUCAACACAUAAAGUAUAUCUUAGAAUGAACUGAAAAAAGUUUAAUAGGAACAU